CACGAGUGGUUACCAUGCAUGUAACUAAACAAGUGCUAGUGGCUGUUUGAGCAGGACGAUUAGGACUAGUCAUCAUGGUGCGUGCCUACGAUACGAUUCUUUCCUUGCGGGCUUCCCUAGCUCUCACCUCCCCCAAAGCAGGCCCCCCUUCCGGUUCCGGUUGACCAAACUAUCUGGGCAACGGGUCAAUUCAUCGCAUCGGUUCGUCUUCAUGCGAUCGGGGCCUCGAUCUCCUCUCCUGCCAAUUCCGUGCUCGUCUCGUCUCCUUCUAUCACGCGGGACGCGGCCACAAAUCAAAAAUAGCACACCCAACCUCCCGUAGCGGCUAGCACCCCCUAUGUUUCUCUUCCGCCGCCACUGCCACCAACCAUCUUUGAUUAUUCGAGACAUUUCAAAGCAUCCGAUUUGUCGUGGGUGAGCUGUUGGCGUAAUUCCUUCGUACCUGCCGAGUAUAUAUGCGCAGGCAUGCCACGAAUUAUUAUUGUCUCUGAACUCCAGAGAAGGUAGACGAGUGUUGCUCGAAUUAGGUAGGCAUCUCAGGUUUCAGCUGGAUCGGGCUCGGGUCUGUGAUGAUGGAGAAGGGGGCCAGGGGGCUGUCCUGCCGGGCCGCGAUCUGCGGCAUCGUCGUCCUGCUCUGCGCCACGGCCUUCUCCUGCUCCCUCGCCGCCGAAUUCCACAAAGUCAAGGAGAAGGACAUGAAGCUGGACGGCAGCCUCUGCUCCCUGCCCAGGAGCUCCGCCUUCGAAUUGGGCGUCGCGGCCAUCGCCUUCCUCUCCGUGGCUCAGCUCGUCGGCACCACCGCCGCCGCCACCACCAUGUGCGCCUCCAAAUCCAAGUCCAACAAGUCCGCCGCCGCCAGAGACCAUGUCGCCUCCGUCGCCAUCCUCGUCCUCUCAUGGGUGUGCUUCGCGCUGGCGGUGAUCCUGCUGGCGACGGCGGCGAGCAUGAACCACGGGCAGCGCUACGGGCGGGGGUGGAUGGACGGCGACUGCUACGUGGCCAGGAACGGCGUGUUCGGCGGCGCCGCCGCUCUGGUCCUCGUCACGGCGCUCCUCAUCCUCGGCCUCACCUUCGCCACCAAACCGGCGGCGGACGCCGCGCCGCCCACGUCGUCGUGCACCAUAGGAGAUCCCGCCUGCCGUGCAACGACAAUUCAUCUCGACGCCGACGCGGAACAACCGGGCGGGCGAUGCAAGCAAUGAUCGAUGCUGCUGGCAUCGGCAUCGCCGGACACGCUUCGCUGUUCGCCCCGCAAAGGCCAAGCCGGGUGGGUCAUCUUCGCACGCUGGCAAAGGCGAAAGAGAGGCGCUGGAUUGGAUAUACCGGUGUGGAUUUAGAUAUUUAGCUGGGACAAAGUACAUACAUUACUGACAUUUACUGACGCGGCCGUGCAAAAUGUAAAUGGUGCCAAAUCGGUGCAAGUAAAAGGAAGAAAAGGUAAGAGGAUACAGAAAUUACAGAGGUUCUUUGUGUUAUAUACUGCCAUUUUGGGUAAUCCAGAUACUCCCUGUUUGUCGGGUUGUAGUGUUGUACUGGCAAAGAUUCUGGUCUCUGAAUUACAGAGUAUGUUCACCGUA
This is a messenger RNA of Brachypodium distachyon (stiff brome), 1577 nucleotides long. RefSeq lists its product as uncharacterized. Bases 570 to 1202 code for a protein of 210 amino acids. The record is from RefSeq and is a predicted model, not a curated record. Lineage: Eukaryota; Viridiplantae; Streptophyta; Magnoliopsida; Poales; Poaceae. The transcript is spliced from 3 exons.